AUGGUGAUAUUCCAUGAAGAAGCGAACAAGAAAGCCAAAGAUCUCGAACACAAGAUCAGCAAGAAAGUGCCUAUAAUUUCAAUUGAUGAGAUUUUCCCCACUGGUUCAACUGCCGCAGAAUACCGGGUGGCUGAAGACCAAGUUCUAAAGUUCAUUCAACCGAUGCACAACUGGUUCCCUAAGGUGACGAAAAUUGAAAAAGUUACCAAUCUGGUUUUGGAAAAAAAAUUCGAAGAAGCAAAGUCCAGAGCAUUUGGUGAUUUCAUCGCUCCAAAGUUCCAUGGUACAUCAGAUGACGGUGUAAAGGGUAUCACCGAAGAUGGAUUCAGAAUGCCAGACCCGGAUCCUCCACCUGCCAAACGUGGAAUGUAUGGCCAAGGUAUCUACUUCGCCACGGAUUCUUCCAAGAGUGCACGGGAAAUUUACACGAAAGGUUCCCAGAAGCUUCUCCUCUGUCAAGUUCUUCUCGGAAAGUCGAAGGAAGUUCGCCAUGCUGACAACAGUUUGAACAAGGAUAAGUUAAGAUUAAAAAGAUACGAUUCCGUGCAUGCUCCUCGAGGGUCAGCUGUGAAGAAUGACGAGUUUGUGAUCUUCGAUCCUGACCAGGCACUUCCACAGUACAUCAUUCAUUUCUCUUCUACCAAUCAUAUUGCACCACCAUCACCGACAUGGUUGACGCACAAGAAAAUUUUCAAGAAGACUAUGACAGCAUCAAGAACGGUAGAUUUCCAAGAUCCAUACGAAAUCUAUUACAAUUUCGCCGAGUCCCAUUUCCGACGAAUGGCAGCUAAUAGUAACCCACCUUUGUCCCCGCAACAAGCUACGAUUAAAUCUAUCGAUAUUGUCAUUAACCAGAAUCUUAGCAUUCAAUUCGAAAAAACUAAGCAAGAAUUCAAAAGGAAACGCAUUCCUGACGACGAAAUUCUUGCUUAUCAUGGAACUGAUAAGAAAAACAUAAAUAGUAUCCUAGAAACAAACUUGCAACUGAGUUACGCCCAAAGACAACUCUAUGGUAAAGGAAAUUAUUUCUCAGAAUUCCCGGCAAUCAGUUUGGGCUAUGGCGAUGGUCUCUUGCUGUGUCGUAUUCUUCCAGGAACAGAAAAAGUUGACAAUAGCAUACGUGAUAUACCCCAAGGUUACAAUUCCAAGAAAGUAUUGUUAGGAAAGCAACCUGGAACUGCAGCUGCUAACGCUGCGAGUGGUGAAAUGAUUAUUAUAGAAAACUCUGAUCAAAUUUUGCCUUUCUUUGUUAUCCAUCGCUAA
Molecule: messenger RNA, 1263 nt
Organism: Paramuricea clavata
Lineage: Eukaryota; Metazoa; Cnidaria; Anthozoa; Malacalcyonacea; Plexauridae
Source: the annotation of a GenBank genome assembly